GUACACCUGCUGCCUCCAAAGCCCCUUCCCCUCGUGUGGCGGCCACAAGGGACUUACCAUGCUCCAGACCUGUCGUGCUCUCUGUUCCCAAGCUGGGCCCCCAGCGGGGAGCUGGCAGCCCCUGUGCUUUGAUGGUGGGUCCUUCCGCCUCAAGGGCACGGCCGAGCUGAUGCGGGCUCUGCUGGUGCUGCGGCUGUGUGCCUGGCCCCCUCUGGUCACCCAUGGACUGGCGCUCCAGGCCUGGUCUCAGCGACUCCUGGGCUCUCGGCUCUCGAGGGCUCUUCUCAGAGCAUCCAUCUAUGGACAGUUUGUGGCCGGGGAGACGAGGGAGGAGGUGAGGGACUGUGUCCGGCAGCUCCAGGCCCUGGGCCUCAGGCCUCUGCUGGCAGUGCCCAUUGAGGAGGAGCCAGAUUUGGCUGCUAAGACCAGUGAGGCCUGGUAUGAGGACAAUCUUAAUGCCAUGCUGCGUUGUGUGGAUCUGUCACGAGACCUGGUGGGGACCCCUGGCCCCUCGGGGAACACCGUCAUGCAACUGAAGAUGACAGCACUGACCAGCACUCGGCUCUGUAAAGCGCUCACCUCGUGGAUCAGAAGACUGGGGGCCUGCCCGGAGCUGAGCCCUGAGAGGCUGGCUGAAGCCAUGGACUCCGGACAGAAGCUCCAGAUCUCCUACCUCAACACUGAGCAGAACCAGCACCUCCAGGCCUCCCUGAGUCGCCUGCACCGGGUGGCCCAGCAUGCCCGGAACCAGCAGGUAAGGCUCCUGGUGGAUGCUGAGUACACCUUCAUCAACCCUGCGCUUUUUCUACUGGUGGCAGCCUUGGCCCAGCACUGGAACAGCCCUGCGGAAGGCGGGCCCUGGGUGUGGACCACCUACCAGGCCUAUCUGAAGGACACACAUGAGCAGCUGGCACAGGACGCCGAGGCUGCACACAGGGCAGGGCUGGCCUUUGGAGUGAAGUUGGUGCGGGGCGCCUACCUGGACAAGGAGAGAGCGGUGAGCCAGCUCCAAGGCAGCGAAGAUCCCACCCAGCCUGACUAUGAGGCUACCAGCCAGAGUUACAAUCGCUGUCUGGAGCUGAUGUUGAACCAAGUGUCUCGUCGUGGCUCCAUGUGCCACCUCAUGGUGGCUUCCCACAACGAAGAGUCUAUUCACCAGGCAACUAAGCGCAUGUGGCAGCUGGGCAUUCCUGUGGAUGGGCCCGUCUGUUUUGGACAACUUCUGGGCAUGUGUGACCAUGUCUCCCUGGCACUGGGGCAGGCUGGCUACAUGGUGUAUAAGUCCAUUCCCUAUGGCUCCCUGACGGAGGUGAUCCCCUACCUGAUCCGGAGGGCUCAGGAGAACCGGAGUGUACUGCAGGGUGCCCGCAGGGAACAGGCACUGCUCAGCCAAGAACUGUGGCGGAGGCUGCAGGGGAAGGCCUAA
Castor canadensis (American beaver) is the source of this 1426-nucleotide messenger RNA. RefSeq names its product proline dehydrogenase 2 (gene Prodh2). NCBI's taxonomy places the organism in Eukaryota, Metazoa, Chordata, Mammalia, Rodentia, Castoridae. Gene Ontology annotation, molecular function: FAD binding; proline dehydrogenase activity. Gene Ontology annotation, cellular component: mitochondrion. The record is from RefSeq and is a predicted model, not a curated record.